GCGAACGAGGUAGUCGCGAUUUCCUCCCCUUUCUUUCUUUCUUUCUUCCCCCCGUUUUUUCUUGCACCCAUCAUUCUCUGCGUCGGUGUGCAGCAGCGGAGAAGAUUCAGCGCACAUUGCUACAGUAGGUAUCAUCAUUUUUUCGGGAUCAAGACGAUGGAUGCGGGCUCCCCCGGAUCUAUUGCUGCAAACACAGCGUGCGGGCUCGAUUUUUUAUUCCAAACGCAUCCACAUCUUCCGUAUGUUCCUAUGUGUCUUUGAAAGGGAGGAGGGGGGAAAUGAGAAGAAAGCUUUAUUUUGACUCACGCCUGUCGCGAUGGAGGCAUCAUUAAGAAGACCUGUAAAUUCAAGAUCAAACACACUUCAUUCAGUCAUUAAGGAUCGUUAUUAUUCAGCCUAAGAGCAAAGAAGCAUCUUCUAGCUCCAACCUGCAAUUUGUUUUCCUAUGAGCACCGAAUCACAGAGGAGGUUAAUCCAAGCUUCGAUCCGAUGUAGGAGCUGUUCCCUCAAAUUCCCACAACCUCUACUCUUGCUUGGAUUUCAGCAUUCAGUAAAAUCCGCCAGGACAGAGUAUGCCAUCUGCACCUUUUCACAGAAUUCUGCGACCCCUUCUGCUUGGUACUUUUAUAUUGGGAUGCUUUGUGACUCUGUUUUUGAUGUAUUUUAAACCAUCUACAAGCUGGCUAUCAGGUCCUGUAGAGUCAACAGUAUCCACAGACCGGGUCAAGAACCUCUUCUCCACCAAGAGCGAUAAAAACGUGACCACUGUGCUGAUCUGGCUCUGGCCCUUCGGACAAACGUACGACCUGAGCGUCUGCAGCUCUCUCUUUAACAUUGAUGGCUGCUUCAUCACAGCAGACAGGAACUUCUACAAUAAGUCUGAUGGGGUCGUCAUCCAUCACCGGGACAUCAGCACUGACCUGUCCAAUCUGCCGCCGCUGCAGCGACCGUCGUUCCAGAAGUGGAUAUGGAUGAACUUUGAGUCGCCGUCACAUUCGUCCCAGCUGCCUGGGAUAGAGAACCUGUUCAAUCUGACUCUCAAUUACCGUCAGGAUGCUGACAUUGAAGUGCCUUAUGGGUCCAUCGUAGCAGCAGAAGGGGAAGAGGAUUUUGUACCACCCAGCAAAAACAAGCUGAUCUGCUGGAUUGUAAGCAACUGGAACCAGGAUCACGUGCGGGUGAAAUAUUACAAUGAACUCUACAAACACAUUGAGGUUCAUGCAUAUGGACAGGCCUUUGGGGAGUACAUCUCUGACCAAGACUACUUCCCCACCAUCGCCAGCUGCAAGUUCUAUCUGGCGUUUGAGAACUCCAUCCACAAAGAUUACAUUACUGAGAAACUGUACAACCCACUCUCAGUGGGGACAGUGCCAGUGGUUCUCGGCCCACCCAGGCAGAAUUACGAGAACUUUAUCCAGGGAGACGCCUUCAUUCAUGUUGACGACUUCAGCUCGCCCAAGGAAUUGGCUGAUUACCUGCUGCUCCUGGACAAAAAUGAGGAAAUGUACCUCAGGUACUUUGAGUGGCGGCGACACUUUAAAGUAAAGAAGGCUUAUUUUUGGGCAGAGCACACAUGCCUGGCUUGUGAUUACUUGCGAAGGCACAAGGAAUACAAGGCAUUCAAUAACCUUGAUAAGUGGUACUGGGGCGGUUAGAGAUUUGAAGGGCUGUGUGUGAGGGACUAAGCAGCCAAGGCAUAGAGGACACAGGAAAAAAAUGUCUUCAAGAAGGGUUUUCUUUAUUUUAACCCUCAAAAAGUUAAAAAAAACAAAAGAGACAAAAUUCAAAAACAUAACUAGCAGGCCCAUAAAGGAGGUCAACUAAAUAUAACUCUACAAAAAGUAAUUUUCAAAAGCUUAAACAAACAAAGUGGACACAACUCACAAACUGACCUAAUUACAAAGGUCGUGAUUGUGAAUGAUUUAUAGUGGUUUGGCCAAACCAUUUACACACAAUAGGGGGGAAACAAAAACACACACUAAUAUUAACUAAGCACAGAAUAACCUAAGUAAACAUAAAACACUCCUGUUCCUGAUAAGCACAUGAUUGGUCAUUCUGAGCAGGCCUUUUGUUCUCAGAGUCCUCAGCCACAGCCACCGCCCAAACCCAGGUAACUCAAAGAAAGAGAAACAUAAUUAAUAUAACAGAAAACAUUUUUAGAAAAACCACACAAUGCUAUUAUGCGUGCGCCUCAUAAUAUCAGUGUUAGGUUUAACCAAAUGAUUAGUGAAUUAUAUUAAUGAAGAAAACUGCAAAACAAACUAAUAAAGUGAACAAAUGGACUGAUUUACCCAUGUGUGGCUGAUCCUAUCACACUCUGUGAUUCUUGUUAUGUUGUUGAAGGCAGUACUUUAAGACUUUUGUCCUUCGGUUAACACAAAGGUUCACUGCUGUUCUGUCGCGAGCAGCUGAAUGGUGUCUUUCUAUUGGUUCAGAGGCCCAGUGAGACAUCUAGCUUGCUCUUGUUUUGUCCUUUGAAUUUUAGUUAAGCCUUACUUUGCCUUUUGAGUUAUUAAUUUAUAAUUUUUUAUUUAUUUUUUAUGAUUUACAAAUGCACAUUUUUUUAAUUAUUUCUGACCAUGUUUUACUUAACAUAACCUCAUCUGCUGCUACUUUUUUAAUGAUUUUGUCCUAUUUUUUAGUGUGAUUGCAUGAUUGUAUAAAGGUUCCCGUGCAUCUGAUAACAUUCAUGAUGCAAGUUUUGUUUUUGUUUUUGUUUUUUAUUAUCACCUGCUCAUGAAGUGGCAAAAGCUGACAUUGGGGAAAGUGUUAGCUGGAGAAGAGGGGCUGACAUAAAAGUGAAAAUAUUUAUGUAAUAUUUAUUCAAAUGAGGCAUUAUAUGAUAAAAAACAAUCUCAUCUGUGCUAGUGAUGAAUUCACCUAUGCAUUGUUUACUAAACUCCAAUGUGAAAAUGGUUCAAUAGGGUCAUGUACAUAUUGUGUAUUUUUGGAAUUAUGUAGCUGUAAUUUUUUUUCCAUAUUUUUAUAAGUUUGCAUUUGCACUGCUAAUCAAACUGUUAGCUAUUUUCACAUACUUACACUAAGGCAGAUGGUCAAUAUGUAUUUGUAGAUUGGAUUUAGCGAUCUUUACCUUGGUAUCCGACAGAAGAUAUCACUGUUAUGUGAGAGGGAGGUUGCUAAUUAAUAUUGCUGUGAAUUGUUCAUUGUCCUUUGUAAUUUUGUCACGGUGUUUUGGAUACCAUGUGGAUGAUGAUGAUAGCACAGCACAGAGCCAUUGUACUGCAAUAUGAAACUCCCACACACACCUCCUCACAUUGCAUUUUAAUUUGGAAAGUCUGUCAUUUUUGACUGACUGCAUUACGCAGAAAGAGCACAAAAUGAGCACGUAGUAUAAGCAUUUGCUUAAGCUCUUUACUUAGGUGCUGUGCUCUCAUCACACAUUAUGACUUAAGAUAUAUAAAAAAAUGUCAACCAAGAUAAAAUGAAAUUGGCUUCAUGUGAAGAAAACAGUGAAAGAUGUGAUCUUCAUGGUUGCUGCAAGGUUACCCGUAUUUUUGUAUGAAUCAUCAUACCUCAGUGUUGUCUGGGAGCGAGUGUUUCCAUGUGAUUCCGAUUCUUUUAGCACUGCACCACACCCUUGAGACCACACUACAAAAAGACAGCUCGGUAUCUGCAUAUAUCGCAGAUAUUGCAUCACAUUCAGAUGUCGUCGGAAUGGCUAAUUCACUGAACAAUGCAUUGCAACAGCACUCAGCAGCUAUUAACAGAGAUUUAUGUUUUUUACAGAAAGUACUGUACAAAUUCUUGUCAACAUUUUAUGCAAGAUGAGCUUCUGUGUCAAAGUAUCGAAACGGUGAGGUUGUCAGAUUAACAUUUCUUCAAUUUCAAAGGGACCAUUGAUGUAAAAUAGGAUGAAACCAAUUAUUUUCUUAUGGAUUACGGUUCCAAAUGCCAUAGUGGACUCUGUAUAUAAACACUGUAGUGAAUUGAAGCAGGAAUUGGAUCAAACCAGCCCAAAACACAGAUCAUUCCUUUAUGUCUAGCAGACAGCGGGAACUCCAGCAGCAUUGUAUAUAUUUUUCAUGGUAAAUCUCUUUAUAUCAUGCAGUUGUUGUCUGGAAGUGACUGUGACUGCGCUGUACAUUUGUAAGUAAUGCCCGGUGCUUUGAGUGGCUGUGAAUUAAGUUAAAGGGAGAGACACUUGAAAAAGAAUUAAGAGCAUCUGAAAUGAUGCUUUUAACGGUUUUGAGGUGGACAUUUUCAUCAAGGGAGGCACUUUUACAUUUGAGGAGUGACUUUUUUUUUUUCUUUCUUUGUAUUUGGUGGCAAUCCUGUUGGCAUGACCUAAAUGAAAAAGUUGUGCCAAAAUGCAGCAGAAAUACAGCACUUUUAUUCAUGUCAAGUAGUGUGACUCACUGUGCCAGUGGUCGUCUUAGAUGAAGCUAUUGUGAGUUUAUAAACUGUCCUCCAAGACCUUGGCACAUCCCACAGGAUAACUAUGAAACUGCCAGUCAUGGUUUCAUAUUGUACAGUCCAAUCUCAUGUAUGAAAACAAAGCUUUCUUGUCCAAUGUGGUUGGUGACUUUAAGAAAAAAAGGUUUUGUUUUCUUCAUUUUAUCUUUUUGGGCAGCAUCAGUCUUCUUCAUUUUAUCUUUUUUUUUUUUUUUUGCACAAAAACAAAGAGAAGGAGCUGCGGCUUCUCUGUUGUCCAGUUUGAAUCUGUGAGAGGUUCACUGAUGCACCCAGAAGUGAUUCUCUGGAUGCUGUAUGACUGGGUAUCCCUAAAAAAUGUCAUUUGAUGCCAGUUCACUGAAAUAAUCUGUUAGUCAAUCAAUACUUUUUUUUUUUUGCCAAAUCACUGUAUUUUGCCAAAUGUUGUGUUUUACUGUAUAUGUCUGAUAGUGUCAAAAUGAAAAUAAAGAUAUGGACAAAUGAGCAAACCUUUGUAAAGUGUAGUGAAGUAUUUUUUUGUUUUGUUUGUUUUUUAAAGAGAUGCCUGAUGUGUAUUACAUGACAUAGGCUGGAUUAUGCUAAAACUGUCUGAAAAAACCCCCCCAUAAAUAAACACAUUACUCAUACAAUUCAUAAAAAGUAUCACAAACAGUAGUUGUCUUGACACUAAUUCUUACAGUUCAGAAAUCAUAAAAAGAUCAGAAAACUCAUGUAUAAUUAAUUCAGUGGGGAAAAGUUAAAGUGUGAUUGUAAUUAUUUUGAGUUUGAAUCAACCAUCAGCUAUAUUAUUGUAUUGUAUUGUAUUAUUGUAUUAUUGUAUGAUGCUUGCUUUUAAACAUACCGGGACCUGGAUGACUGAGAACCUUCACAGACACACAAAGUGAUGCUUGCACUCUAGAAACAAUAGUCAGCAAUAACCAUAACGCAUGAGACGAUUGUUUAACUUCACUGUCACGUGUUUCUAUACAAAAAGUAUACUCAAAAUUUAAACUUGAAUUGAGGGGGGUCUGUUCUAAAAGUUUAAUGAGAUUUCAGUUCAUAUAGUGUCUGAAAAUGAUCAGUUAGCUGUUUUACAACAUUCUUUCAGGAAUUUUAGAGAAAAAGGGAAGUUUAAAGAGCAGUCUAUGCAGGUGGGUUAAGUGAUGGCUUUUUAAGUAAUGGUUUAAUUACUGGCACCUUAAUGUAUGUAGCCUAUUAUUAGAGAUAGAUGACAUUUAGGAUUAAAGCAUUUGUAGUUAUUCAAGUUAACUCAGAAGAAUUAAUCAGAGCGCAAGAGUCCAAAAAAUAUUAAUAGUGUUUAAAGCAGCUGUAUGUAAUGAUGAGUCUGUGAGAUAGUUACUAGUAAUUUUUCUCUAAUUGUUGAAUUUUUAUUUGUGAAUAAAUUCAUAGAGCUCUGACUUUUUGUCAGUGCUGAAAAGAACUAGGGCUUUUUUUUAAUAGAGCAAAAAGCUCUUUUCCAGGCUGGAGGUCUUCUAAACUACUGAGAUGCCAAUUUGUCUUCAGCUUAUCUACUUUAAGGUGGACCUUUGAGAGUUAAACCAGAGAGUACAGUGACUUUCGAGAGUUUAGGUAGCUGCUCUGCACUGUGUUGGCACAUGGCAGUUAAGAAGAUAUCCCUCAACUUAGUCACAGCACUUUCAGAACGACAUCUACUGUAAUGAAAUUUAUUCCUCACCUUAGUGCAAUCUAUUAUUGUAAAAUUUAAAUGUUAAUAAAAAUGAUCAGAUAAAGCCAAUUCAUCUAAUAACAGAUUAAAUGCAGAGUUGAGGCUUUCAUUUUCAGCAUCUAAACAGAUGUUAAAAUCACACACUAUAAUUAUUUUAUCAGAACUAAGCACUAAAUCAAAUAAAACCUCUAAAGUCUAAAAAUAAAUCCGAGGUGAGGUGAGGCAUUAUAGUAGAGGGAACCAGAGCUUUGCACUUGCAACUAAAGGCAAUCCUCUCAUGCCAAUUACACGCUGGCUUUCCAAAUAUAUUAACAGUCCUAGCAGCAUCAGUCACAGUCAACAUGCUUGCUUUAGACAUUCGAUGCAGUUGUCUGCUACUAAUAUUAGUGUAUCACCUUAGUGGGAUACAUUUUAAUACUUAUAUGCUUUAAAAGGUAUACCCCAAAUACAACAACAGAUAUUUGCUCCACAAAAAGUGCCCAAUCUUUCAGUCACUAAAUUAAUACUACAGUAGUUAUGCAUAUAUAAAGGUGUUUAUAUGUAUGUACUGUAUGUAUUAUAUAAAUAUCUUUAUAGGUGCAAAAACAGCACAUUCUGACAGUUUAGACAGAGUUAACACAUUGCAUUUUAAAAUGCAACAACUGGCUGAGGCCCUUCCCGGUUUUCCUAAGAUUGACAAUAAAUAAAUUAAUAAAUAAACACAUUACUCAUACAAUUCAUAAAAAGUAUCACUAACAGUAGUUGUCUUGACACUAAUUCUUACAGUUCAGAAAUCAUAAAAAGAUCAGAAAAAUCAUGUAUAAUUAAUUCAGUGGGGAAAAGUUAAAGUGUGAUUGCAAUUAUUUUGAGUUUGAAUCAACCAUCAGCUAUAUUAUUGAAGAAUUACAUUUGAAUGAAAUGAGUGAAUGAAAAGAAUGGACUAGUUUUGGAUUUGCAGUGAAAACAGGGUGGAAGGUCACUACAUAAGUCAUAAGUCAGGUUUCCACUAUUGACAAUAUUUCAGCAUGAAAUGCUAUCAAAACUUUGAAAGCUAGAGAAAUCAAACCUUGUGUGAAGAAAGCGCGAUCUCUUAGAGCAGGAGUCCCCAAUCUCAG
Messenger RNA from Oreochromis aureus, 7173 nucleotides. RefSeq names its product 4-galactosyl-N-acetylglucosaminide 3-alpha-L-fucosyltransferase 9-like. Gene Ontology annotation, molecular function: alpha-(1->3)-fucosyltransferase activity. The record is from RefSeq and is a predicted model, not a curated record. The transcript has 3 exons. Gene Ontology annotation, cellular component: membrane. Lineage: Eukaryota; Metazoa; Chordata; Actinopteri; Cichliformes; Cichlidae. The coding region runs from base 573 to 1655 and encodes 360 amino acids.